AUGGUAUCAGUUUUGAAUCCCAGAACUACAGAGUUCGAAUUUGGCGGGCUCAUCGGUGCCUUAGGCAUCAGCAUAGGACUGCCUGUUUUUACCAUUAUCUUAAAUCAAAUGAUUAGGCCCGAUUAUUUUAUUAAGGGUAUAUUCCAGAAUUUUGAUAUAGUUGAGCUUUGGAAAGGUAUUAAGCCUUUGCGUUACUAUCUUGGCAAUUGCGAGUUAUGGACCGUGUAUUGCAUGUGGUAUGGAAUUUUGGCUGUUUUGGACGUCAUUUUGCCUGGCAGAGUCAUGAAGGGUGUCCAGUUGAGAGACGGCUCGAAGCUCUCGUAUAAGAUCAAUGGGAUUGCUAUGUCUACGACUUUGGUCUUAGUUUUGGCCAUAAGAUGGAAGUUAACUGAUGGUCAAUUACCUGAGUUGCAAUACCUAUAUGAAAAUCACGUUAGUUUAUGCAUAAUAUCCAUUUUGUUUUCGUUUUAUUUGGCCACAUAUUGCUACAUUGCCAGUUUCGUACCAUUGAUCUUUAAGAAGAAUGGUAAUGGUCAAAGGGAAAAGAUCUUGGCACAAGGUGGGAAUUCAGGGAACAUUAUUUACGACUGGUUUAUUGGUAGAGAGCUAAACCCUCGUUUGGGCCCAUUGGAUAUCAAGAUGUUUUCAGAAUUAAGACCCGGCAUGUUGUUAUGGUUACUAAUCAAUCUUUCCUGCCUGCAUCACCAUUUUCUGAAGACUGGUAAAAUCAACGAUGCAUUGGUCCUGGUCAAUUUCUUGCAAGGAUUUUACAUUUUUGACGGAGUGUUAAAUGAAGAGGGUGUGCUAACCAUGAUGGAUAUUACCACCGACGGGUUUGGUUUCAUGUUAGCGUUUGGUGAUUUGAGUUUAGUUCCAUUUACAUACUCCCUACAGGCCCGUUAUUUGAGCGUUUCGCCCGUGGAAUUGGGGUGGGUGAAAGUGGUGGGUAUAUUAGCAAUAAUGUUUUCAGGAUUUUACAUCUUCCAUUCGGCAAACAAGCAAAAAUCUGAGUUCAGACAGGGCAAAUUGGAAAAUUUAAAAAGCAUCCAAACAAAACGUGGUACGAAACUAUUAUGCGACGGAUGGUGGGCCAAAUCGCAGCAUAUCAACUAUUUCGGUGACUGGUUGAUUUCGCUAAGUUGGUGUUUGGCCACGUGGUUUCAAACUCCGUUGACGUACUACUACUCGUUGUAUUUUGCCACUUUGUUACUACAUCGUCAACAGCGUGACGAGCACAAGUGUAGGAUGAAAUACGGGGAAAAUUGGGAAGAAUACGAAAGAAAAGUUCCUUACAAGAUCAUUCCCUAUGUUUAUUAA
Messenger RNA from Saccharomyces mikatae IFO 1815, 1317 nucleotides. RefSeq names its product delta(14)-sterol reductase (gene ERG24). The record is from RefSeq and is a predicted model, not a curated record. Gene Ontology annotation, cellular component: endoplasmic reticulum membrane. Gene Ontology annotation, biological process: ergosterol biosynthetic process. NCBI's taxonomy places the organism in Eukaryota, Fungi, Ascomycota, Saccharomycetes, Saccharomycetales, Saccharomycetaceae. The transcript has a single exon. The coding region runs from base 1 to 1317 and encodes 438 amino acids. Gene Ontology annotation, molecular function: Delta14-sterol reductase activity.